This is a messenger RNA of Eucalyptus grandis, 1284 nucleotides long. RefSeq names its product disease resistance protein RPM1-like. NCBI's taxonomy places the organism in Eukaryota, Viridiplantae, Streptophyta, Magnoliopsida, Myrtales, Myrtaceae. Gene Ontology annotation, biological process: defense response to other organism. Bases 1 to 1284 code for a protein of 427 amino acids. The record is from RefSeq and is a predicted model, not a curated record. Gene Ontology annotation, molecular function: ADP binding. The transcript has a single exon.
AUGGCAGACUCCGCAGUGUCCUUUUUGGUUGAGAAGCUCGCUAUUUUGGUCGAGAAAGAGGUGAAACAAUUGAAAGGGGUACGUAGAGAGAUUGAAUUCAUCAAAGAUGAGUUUGAGCACAUGAAGGCCUUCUUAGAAAGGGCCGAGUCGUCGCAAGAAGAUGACCCUCAGUUGAAGAUAUGGGUGAAACAGGUUAGAGAGGUUGCAUACGACACGGAGGAUGUUCUGGAUGAAUUCAUGCUCAACUUGGCAAAAGAUCACGGGCAUGGGUUCAUGGGUUACUUUCGCAAGAUCAAGUCAUCCAUACAGAACUUGAAAGCACGCCAUUGUAUCUCCUCCGACAUAGCUGAUAUCAAGUCAAGAGUCAACAACAUCGCCGAAAGGCGUCGACGAUACAAUUUCACAGGGCAAAGUGCGAUCUCAUCCACCGGAGGCACCUCACAGCACGUCCUGAGGGAGGAUGGUUUUCUAGGCGAGGAAGGUGAACUGGUGGGGAUUGACGAGCCGGUGGAAAAUCUUAUUAAGUGGCUUCUCGAUGAAGAAUCCGGGCUUGAAGUUGUAUCAAUCUUAGGGAUGGGGGGUUUAGGGAAGACCACUCUAGCAGGACGAGUAUACAACGAUCAGCGAGUAAAAACCUUCUUCCAAAGCCAUGUAUGGAUCAAAGUCUCCCAGUCCUAUAAGAUUGAGGAUAUUUUGAGGGACAUGAUUGUACAACUUCAUAGAGAAUUUAGGCAAACGAUCCCUCAAGGAAUCGAAAUCAUGAGAAGCACGAGUCUCAAGCAGAUAGUGAAAGACAUUCUACAACAAAAGAGGUAUGUCAUUAUUCUAGAUGAUGUAUGGGGUAAGGAUGCACUAGAAGGUAUAAAAAAUGCAAUGCCCAAUAGCUGUUUAAGUAGCCGAAUAAUAAUCACCACUCGCAUAACUGACAUUGCUACCGCCUCAUCCAACCAAUCAAAAGUUUAUGAACUUAUGCCCCUAUCUCCAAAGGGAUCACGGUCCUUAUUAGGCAAGAAAGCCUUCUUUGGGAAUCCUUGUCCUUCUCACCUAGAAGAAGUUUCUGAAUGGAUUUUGAAAAAAUGUGAGGGUUUGCCACUUGCCAUUGUGGCAAUUGGUGGUCUACUCUUUGGAAAAGAUGUUCAGGAAUGGGAGAUGAUUUCUUGCAACCUUGCUGCAGAAUUAGAAAGCAAUGAUGUGAUGCAAAAUUUCAGGAAAAUUCUCAGCUUAAGCUACAAUGAUUUGCAUUAUAACUUGAAAAAAUGCUUUAUGUACUCGGGAGUGUUUUAA